UUGAUCUCUUUAACUCUGUGUUCUGCUGCAGGCGCGGCAGUGGCGGGCGUUUACCGCGUGGCGGGGAAGGACAUGGCUCCGCUGGAGGCCCUGGUGUUCGGAGUGGGUCAGACCACCCUGUCAGUCGUUAUCUCCUUCUCUCGCAUCCUGGCCACCCUGUGAGGAAGACUUUUAGCGGGAUGAAGGACGGAUGCUGAUGGAGGAGAGGUCCAGCAGGGACUUGGAUGCAGGAGACGGCGCCCUCUACUGAUUCUGGAGUAUUAAUGCAGCCGUCUGC
Cyprinodon variegatus (sheepshead minnow) is the source of this 277-nucleotide messenger RNA. Its product is annotated as transmembrane protein 170B-like. The transcript has a single exon. NCBI's taxonomy places the organism in Eukaryota, Metazoa, Chordata, Actinopteri, Cyprinodontiformes, Cyprinodontidae. Gene Ontology annotation, biological process: negative regulation of canonical Wnt signaling pathway. The annotation marks the transcript as partial. Gene Ontology annotation, cellular component: plasma membrane. The record is from RefSeq and is a predicted model, not a curated record.